Molecule: messenger RNA, 7249 nt
Organism: Etheostoma cragini (Arkansas darter)
Lineage: Eukaryota; Metazoa; Chordata; Actinopteri; Perciformes; Percidae
Gene: ptprt
Product: protein tyrosine phosphatase receptor type T
Exons: 38
Coding region: 339-4871 (1510 amino acids)
Biological process (GO): protein dephosphorylation
Cellular component (GO): membrane
Molecular function (GO): protein tyrosine phosphatase activity; protein binding
Source: RefSeq, a predicted model, not a curated record
CGUUCCUCUCCAACUCAACAGUCAGUCAGAGACCGUCUGAGCGCGCGCACACUCACACACUGUACCCCUUAACCUUACACACACACACUGUGGCAAACACGCGCGCCCUGAAGCGCACACACAGACCCGCUCUGGCGGACCGGCUCCUGUUUAUUCGCCUCCAACUUGUGUGUUCGCUUCUACUUGUGUCUCUCCGUCUCUUCUUCUCCACCAAUGCGAGGAUUGAGUGACUGCUGUCACUGUUGUUAUCCCGAACUAAGGAGAAGCAGUUUAAGGACCAGACGGGAUGUAAAAUAACCCGCACGACUGAGCAAAACAAGAAGAAAAAGAAGGGAAACAUGGAUAAACGGAGUAAUUCUCUCGGGUUGCCUGCAGCUUUCCUCUACUUUGUAGUUUUGGGAUUUACUGCUGGACAAUUCUUUCCAGGUGGCUGCACAUUUGAAGAGUCGUACAGCAGCUGUGGGUACAGCGUUUCCCUCGGAACCAAUGGAUUUACCUGGGAACAAGUCAACUCCUGGGAAAAACCCACCAUGGACCCUGCCCUGCCUACAGGUUCCUUCAUGGUGGUGAACGCGUCGGGCCGGGCCUCAGGGCAGAAGGCUCACCUUUACAUGCCCACCCUGAAGGAGAAUGACACACACUGCAUCGAUUUCCUGUACUCCCUAUCCAGCCGGGACGGAGCCAGCCCUGGCACGCUCAAUGUCUACAUCAAGGUGAAUGGAGGCGCUCAGGGUAACCCAGUAUGGAACGCCUCUGAUACUGUCACUGAAGGCUGGGUGAAGGCUGAGCUGGCCAUUUCUACAUUCUGGCCAAACUCUUAUCAGGUAAUAUUUGAAGCAGUUUCAGUUCAAGGCCAUCCGGGUUUCAUCGCCAUCGACGACAUACGAGUUCUGGCUCACCCCUGCCGUAAAGCGCCUCACUUCCUGCGUCUGCAGAAUGUGGAGGUGAAUGUGGGUCAGAAUGCUACGUUCCAGUGUACUGCCGGAGGGAAAUGGUCUCAGCACGAUAAACUCUGGCUACAGCAGUGGAACGGUAAGGACACGGCAUUGAUGGUGACCAGGGUGGUGAACCACCGACGUUUCUCCGCAACUGUCAGCGUUGGCGACACAUCGCAACGAAGCACCAGUCGUUACCGCUGUGUCAUCCGAUCCGACGGCGGGUCAGGGGUGUCCAACUACGCCGACCUCAUCGUUAAAGCUCCACCCACCCCAAUUGCUCCACCUGAGCUUCUCACCGUCGGCGCCACUUACCUUUGGAUCAAACCCAACGCCAACAGCAUCAUUGGCGACGGGCCCAUCAUCCUGAAGGAGGUGGAGUACCGGACCACUCUGGGUAACUGGGUGGAGACCCACGUGGUGGACUCCCCAACCUAUAAACUCUGGCAUCUGGACCCAGAUGUGGAGUACGAGAUCAAGGUCCUGCUGUCCAGACCUGGGGAGGGAGGAACAGGGCCGCCAGGGCCGCCGCUCAUCACCCGGACUAAAUGUGCAGAUCCAGUCCAAGGGCCCCAAAAUGUCAACGUGGUGGAUGUCAGAGCCCGUCAGCUGACUAUACAGUGGGAGACGUUUGGGUAUGCUGUGACACGCUGCCACAGCUACAAUCUGACGGUGCAGUACCAGUAUGUUUUUAACCAGCAGGAGUUUGCAGCAGAGGAGUUGAUCCAGACCUCGUCACAUUACACCCUGAGGGGGCUGAGGCCCUUUGUCACGGUUAGACUGCGGCUGGUCCUGGCCAACCCCGAGGGCAGCAAAGAAAGCGAGGAGAUAGUCAAACAGACAGAGGAGGAUGUGCCUGGCUCAGUGCCAAUGGAGUCUCUGCAGAAUACGCCAUAUGAAGAGAAGAUCUUCAUGCAAUGGAAAGCUCCAAACGAGACCAACGGGGCCAUCACACUGUACGAGAUCACGUACAAGGCCCUGAGCUCGUUGGACCCGAGCGCUGAUCUGACAACCCAGAGGGGACGGGUGUUCAAGCUGAAAAAUGAGACCCAUCACCUGUUUGUAGGUCUAUACCCAGGGACCACCUACUUCUUCACCCUCAAAGCCUCCACCAACAAGGGCUUCGGUCCGCCCGUCACCACCCGCAUCACCACCAAGAUAGCAGCCCCCAUGAUGCCAGAGUACGAGUCUGAGGCUCCGCUGAACGAGACAGAGACCACCAUCACUAUCCUGCUGAAGCCCGCCCAGUCACGUGGCGCACCUAUCAGCUCCUACCAGCUAGUUGUGAAGGAGGAGCGCAAGUCCAAGACCCGCCGCGCUGCCUCUGAAGCCCCUGAGUGCUUCUCCGCCCCCAUCAGCUUCCGCAAUGCCUCCGUCUUGGACUCCCCUUAUUACAUCGCUGCUGAACUGCCGCCUUCCAGCCUCACGAUUGUACAACCGUUCACGGUGGGAGACAACAAGAGCUAUGGAGGUUUCUGGAAUCGUCCUCUGUCACCCGCCAAGAGCUACAGCAUCUACUACCAAGCCAUGAGCAGAGCCAACGGGGAAACCAAAAUCAACUGUGUCCGCCUGGCUAACAAAGUGGUAAUAGGUAGGGGACAAAUAACAACGCCGUACAUUCUAGUCAUCCCAAGCGAAGGUGCAUCUACCCAGGACUCAGAUGCAAUGGAGCCGGAGAAGCAGGUGGACAGCACAGUGAAAAUGGCUGGAGUGAUCGCAGGGAUCCUGAUGUUCAUCAUCAUCCUCCUCGGCGUCGUCCUCACCUUCAAACGCAGAGAGAUACACACAUGGAGAACUCUGAGCGUGGGGAAGUUGGCAAAGAAGCAGAAGGAGACCGCCAGCAGCUCCACCCAGCAGAGGGAGAUGGGUCCGGUCACCACGGCUGAUAAGAGCACCACUAAAGUCAGCACCCUGCACAAGGACGACCCCUUUUCCACGUCCACCCAGGACCUCAACGGAUUCACCUCCCCUUCUCCCUGCUCCUUCUCAGUGCAGGGAAGCAAGACGCUGCAGAGCAAAUCCCUGCUGAAUUCCUACUACUCAGUGUCUAAAGAGCCCGUUCCAGCCACGACAUCUAUAGACGGUAGCCAGCCGUCACUCGCCCAGCCCUCUCUGACCCUGCAGAGUUUUCCCUACGGAGGCUGUGAGUCCGUGGAGCUCUCCUACCAGAGUGGCCAGUUCCAGGCAGGCCAGUUUCAGCCUGCUAUUCGAGUAGCAGACCUCCUUCAACACAUCACCCAGAUGAAAUGUGGACAGGGCUAUGGCUUCAAAGAGGAAUAUGAGGCCCUGGCAGAGGGACAGACGGCGCCCUGGGAAACGGCCAAGAAGGAUGAGAACCGCAACAAGAAUCGCUAUGGCAACAUCAUCGCUUACCCCACAGACGAUCACACCAGAGUCCGACUGCAGCUGCUGGACGGAGACCCCCACUCUGACUACAUCAACGCCAAUUACAUUGACGGGUACCACAGACCCAGACAUUAUAUCGCCACACAAGGGCCCAUGCAGGAGACAGUGAGGGAUUUCUGGAGGAUGGUCUGGCAGGAAAACUCGGCUUCUAUCGUCAUGGUUACCAACCUGGUGGAGGUGGGCAGGGUGAAGUGUGUGCGUUAUUGGCCGGAUGAGACCGAGGUUUACGGAGACAUCAAGGUGACCCUGAUAGAAACCGAACCCCUGGCUGAAUACGUCAUACGGACAUUCACCGUCCAAAAGAAGGGUCACCACGAGAUCCGUGAACUGCGUCAGUUCCAUUUCACCAGCUGGCCCGACCACGGCGUUCCCUGUUACGCCACCGGACUGCUUGGCUUCAUACGACAGGUCAAGUUCCUCAACCCACCUGAUGCCGGGCCCAUAGUGGCACAUUGCAGUGCCGGUGCAGGGAGGACGGGCUGUUUCAUUGCUGUGGACAUCAUGUUGGACAUGGCAGAGAAUGAAGGCGUGGUGGACAUUUUCAACUGCAUCCGAGAACUGAGAUCACAACGAGUCAACAUGGUCCAGACAGAGGAGCAGUACGUGUUUGUUCACGAUGCCAUCUUGGAGGCGUGUCUAUGUGGGAAUACAGCCAUACCAGUGUGUGAGUUCAGAGCCAUUUACUACAACAUCAGCAGACUGGACCCACAGACCAACUCCAGCCAGAUUAAAGACGAGUUCCAGACUCUGAACAUAGUGACCCCUAGAGUCCGUCCAGAGGACUGCAGUGUCGGUUUGCUACCCAGGAACCACGACAAGAACCGCAGUAUGGACGUCCUAUCUGCGGACCGAUGCCUGCCUUUCCUCAUAUCUGUGGACGGAGAGAGCUCCAAUUACAUCAACGCUGCAUUAAUGGACAGCCACAAACAGCCAGCGGCCUUCAUUGUUACCCAGCAUCCUUUGCCAAACACCAUGGGCGACUUCUGGAGGCUGGUGUUUGACUACAACUGCUCCUCCAUAGUGAUGCUUAAUGAGAUGGACGCAGCGCAGUUAUGUAUGCAGUACUGGCCAGAAAAGAGCUCGUGUUGCUACGGUCCCAUCCAAGUGGAAUUCAUAUCGGCAGACAUCGAUGAAGAUAUCAUCAACCGGAUCUUCAGGAUCUGCAACAUGGCCAGGCCACAGGACGGUUACCGCCUGGUGCAGCACUUCCAGUUCAUUGGCUGGCCGGCCUAUAGGGACACGCCCCUCUCCAAACGCUCUAUCCUCCAGUUGGUCAGGAGGUUGGCCAAGUGGCAGGAGCAGUACGACGGAGGAGACGGGAGGACCGUGGUGCAUUGCCUUACCGGCGGAGGGCGCUCUGGAACGUUCUGCGCCAUCUGCAGCAUCAACGAGAUGAUCCAGCAGCAGAACAUUGUGGAUGUUUUCCACACCGUCAAGACGCUGAGGAACAACAAGACUAACAUGGUGGAGACUAUGGAGCAGUAUAAGUUCUGCUAUGAAGUGGCUCUGGAGGCGCUCAGCUCCUUCUGAUUGGCUCUGGGCUGAAAAUUCGCUUUUCUGAUUCCCCGUUGACGCUGCCUGUCAUUCUCAACGCAACGCUGGGGCACACAAAGUGCAAAACUGCUUUUUGUUGAUCCAAACCCAACCUGUGAGCCUGUGUGUGUAUGUGUGUGUGUGUGGGUGUAAUGUGUGUGCGUGCGUGAGUGUGUGUUUGAGAGUGUGUGCAUGUGAUUCUACUGUAUGUGAAUAAGAGAAGGCAUGCUUGCAUAUUUGAGUAUGCGCGUGUGUAUCUAUGUGUGUGCCUGGGACAACACACACAAACACACACACACACACACCCUGUACAGCAGAGUAAAAAAGGGACAAACAUACACACUGGUGAUUUUCAUGUGUGUGUUCUCUUCAGCGAGACUGAACUUUAAAUGCUUGUACAAAGAAAAGAAGAAAAAAAACGACAUGUUGAAAAAAAAAAUAUUCUGAUGUUAAAAAAAGCGCCACUUUUCCCUUCUCUCUGUCUCUGUCCUCUCCGCUGGGCUGUGAUGUGACUAUUGUACAGUAUUUCCUUUUUAGAUAUAUUCUACGCCUUGAAUGUUGUCUCCCUGUGGAGGCUGGAUGCACACUGGAAGGUCUUACAUUUAGCUGAAGUCCAAGUGGACUCCAAUAUUAUUUCUAGAAAGUAAACAAGCGUGUUUGGCUAACUUCAGCUAAUAUGUUGUUGAUGUUGCUGUCCAGGAGUCAGUUAGCUGGAUCAAAGCAAAAACCAACACUUAUUGAUAUUUCUGGCAUUUUCCUUUGAAAUCACAAGCUGUUACAUUUCCUUGUGGCCGGAGCCUCUUGAUUGCCUCAAUGUUAAAUCCUAUUUAUACUUGUAAUGGGUUACAAAUGGUUUAUUUUCCUCCAUGUCCAUCAAAGAAGGAUGACUUUCUUUUGCCAGUUUGGCUUUACUGGGAACAAAAUGUUACUAGCUAGUGCAUGCUGAAGAGUAACAGCAUGAAGCAGUCAAAAGAAAAGAGAAUCAUGCCUUGGCCUUAAGACCAAACGUUGGUGUUGUUGUCGUCUCAGCUUCAGGUUUUUUCAUUGGGGCUGUAAGACAAACCUCUUAGAAGUCUUAAAGUGUGCAUCCACCCUCACUGUAAAUAAGAUAAGACAACCACAGUCAAACAAAGAAACAGACAAACAUCAUGCACCUGACGCAUUACAAAUAAAGGUUAUCCCUUCAAAACACUGUUGCUCUUAAAAACUGUCGGUUCCAUUUACAUCGACUUGGUCUUAUAGUUUGGAACAAAGUCUUAUGUUGCUUACCACAAACUGUCUACUGCGACGUGUCCAAAACAUGGAGAUAUAAAUUUUUGCAUGUUGCCACCCACAUCCAGAGCGACUGAAUGAGGAAGCAGAUUGCAACCAAGCGUUCCCCUUAGAAUAAACAUGCCCGCAUUGAUUGAUGGGUACAUGACACCCAACCAGGUCAACUUGCGUUUCGUACUCACAAACGCACUCGCUGAAAAUGCUAAAAAUCCACACGGCCAUUCCAGAUCAAGCAAAAUUUAACUUUUCCCGUCCAGUAGGUUUAUGUGGUUUUGAAUAAUUCUUUGACUUCACACUCCUGAAAGGACAAUGAACAAACUGGGACAGAGUAUUUACUAAAAUAAGGACUCGCCCAUCCAUGUUACCUUCGUCCCUCCUCAACUGUUGGCAGGCAAACGCAAUCGAUAUGUUUUCAGUGAGGUGAAGCUUGUAGUUUUACAGCGUUAGAGCUGCAUUUUGUUGCUUUUUGCUGAUUUGGACUUUAUCUGCGCUGUGAAGAUUGUGUACUUUUCAUUUAGUUCUGCUCAUACCAAGUUUUUUUGCAUCUUGUCUUAAUGUUUAUUUAUUUAAACCCACACAACGUGUGCACAAUGUUUCUCAUUCACUUAAAGAAGCUUUGUUGAGCAGCAUCACCAUGGAAGAAAGGAAAACGCAACAUCUUUGCACAUCUUUCCAAUAUGUAAUGGUGUCAGACAGGCGUAAGUAUCUGAAAUAAGAUAAUGAUAAUGUUUUGACCUUGGUUUGUCUUAAAUAUAAAGUGCGUUACAAAUAAAAUGUAUUAUUAUUAAGCUCAUUUAAAAAUAAUUCAGAAAUGAGUUGCAAGUCAGAAUUUGGGAUAAAUGACUGCAGUGUAAACUUUACCCACUUACAGUAAUUAAAAGAUUUAUUGGAAGAUGAGUUUCUUUGAUUAAGCUCAGAUACAUAAGACAUGCUACGUUUCAUGUAACACAUUCUGGAUGCAUUAGGGUGAAGAAGAAGAAGCCUAGGGAUUAGACCGCCUACCAUCUAGUAUUAAAAUGACAACAAAAAGACAAAGAGACUGGUCGUAUUUAUUUCUCCUCUCCAAACAAAGCAUCACAUUUGCUUUUCCCUAAAACCAUUGA